AUGCAUUGUGAGAGGUUUAUCUGUAUCCUGAGAAUAAUUGGAACUACCCUUUUUGGAGUCUCCCUCCUCCUGGGGAUCACAGCUGCUUAUAUUGUUGGCUACCAGUUUUUCCAAACAGAAAAUUAUUAUUUCUCUUUUGGACUCUAUGGUGCUUUCUUAGCCUCACAUCUUAUCAUCCAAAGCCUAUUUGCCUUUCUAGAGCACAGAAAAAUGAGAAGAUCACUAGAAACUCCUAUUAAAUUGAACAAAUCUGUGGCUCUUUGCAUUGCUGCAUACCAAGAAGACCCCGAUUACUUAAGGAAAUGUUUACUUUCUGUGAAAAGACUAACCUAUCCUGGGAUUAAAGUGGUCAUGGUCAUAGAUGGCAAUUCAGACGAUGACCUGUAUAUGCUGGAGAUCUUCCGAGACGUCAUGGGCAGGGACACUGCGGCCACUUACAUCUGGAAGAAUAACUUCCACACAAAGGGCCCUGGUGAGACGGACGAGUCACAUAAAGAGAGCUCCCAGUACAUAACGCAGCUGGUCUUGUCCAACAAAAGUAUUUGCAUCAUGCAAAAAUGGGGUGGAAAAAGAGAAGUAAUGUACACAGCAUUCAAAGCACUGGGGAGGAGUGUGGAUUAUGUGCAGGUAUGUGAUUCAGAUACCAUGCUUGACCCAGCCUCAUCCGUGGAGAUGGUCAAGGUCUUAGAAGAAGAUCCUAUGGUUGGAGGUGUUGGUGGAGACGUACAGAUUUUAAACAAAUACGAUUCGUGGAUCUCAUUCCUUAGCAGCGUGAGAUACUGGAUGGCUUUUAACAUAGAAAGAGCCUGUCAGUCCUACUUUGGCUGCGUGCAGUGCAUCAGUGGACCCUUGGGAAUGUACAGAAACUCUUUGCUACAUGAUUUUGUAGAAGACUGGUACAAUCAAGAAUUUAUGGGCAACCAGUGUAGUUUUGGGGAUGACCGGCAUCUGACUAACCGAGUGCUGAGCCUGGGGUAUGCUACAAAAUAUACUGCCAGAUCUAAGUGCCUUACAGAAACACCCAUAGAGUACUUGAGAUGGCUAAACCAGCAGACCCGAUGGAGCAAGUCAUACUUCCGGGAGUGGCUGUACAAUGCCAUGUGGUUCCAUAAACAUCAUUUGUGGAUGACCUACGAAGCUGUUAUCACUGGAUUCUUUCCUUUCUUCCUCAUUGCUACAGUUAUCCAGCUAUUCUACCGGGGGAAAAUCUGGAACAUUCUCCUCUUUUUAUUGACCGUCCAGUUUGUGGGCCUCAUCAAGGCUUCCUUUGCCAGCUGCCUAAGAGGGAAUAUCGUCAUGGUUUUCAUGUCCUUAUAUUCAGUGUUGUAUAUGUCAAGUUUACUCCCAGCAAAGAUUUUUGCCAUCGCCACCAUAAACAAGGCAGGGUGGGGCACAUCAGGAAGGAAAACCAUUGUUGUUAACUUCAUAGGACUCAUCCCAGUGUCCAUUUGGUUUACAAUCCUUCUGGGUGGUGUAAUUUUCACCAUUUACAGGGAGUCCAAAAAGGAAUUUAGUGAUUCUAAACAGACAGUUCUUAUCAUUGGUUCAUUAGUCUAUGCAUGCUAUUGGGUUAUGCUAUUGACUCUUUAUGUGGUUCUCAUCAGCAAGUGUGGCAGGCGGAAGAAGGAGCAACAAUAUGACAUGGUGCUUGAUGUAUGA
Dromiciops gliroides (monito del monte) is the source of this 1659-nucleotide messenger RNA. It is a transcript of the gene HAS2, whose product is annotated as hyaluronan synthase 2. The transcript has 3 exons. Bases 1 to 1659 code for a protein of 552 amino acids. Gene Ontology annotation, molecular function: hyaluronan synthase activity. Gene Ontology annotation, biological process: extracellular matrix assembly; hyaluronan biosynthetic process. Lineage: Eukaryota; Metazoa; Chordata; Mammalia; Microbiotheria; Microbiotheriidae. The record is from RefSeq and is a predicted model, not a curated record.